Zonotrichia albicollis (white-throated sparrow) is the source of this 611-nucleotide messenger RNA. NCBI's taxonomy places the organism in Eukaryota, Metazoa, Chordata, Aves, Passeriformes, Passerellidae. The record is from RefSeq and is a predicted model, not a curated record.
GUCCCGCUCUAGAUCCCGCUCGAGGUCCCGAGGGAGAAGGUAUUCCCGGUCACGCAGCCGCAGCCGUGGUAGGAGGUCCAGGUCAGCUUCCUACCGCCGGUCCCGGUCGAUGUCUCCUCGCAGAUACAGAUCCUUCUCCCCCCGCAGGUCCCGCUCUGGUUCUCUAAGAAGGUCAAGAUCUAGGUCCAGGUCACGCUCCAGGUCCCGGUCUGUUGUAUGGCCUCGAAGCAGGUCUGAGUCUCAUGGUAGAUCUAAAUCUGGCUUACCUGCUAAAAGCCGCUCAAAGUCCAGAUCACCAUCUCCAAAGAGAAGUCACUCACCAUCAGGAAGCCCUUGAAGGAAUGGAAGCCCUAAAAGAAUGGGUUCAAAUUUAAGAAGUUUAGUAAAAAAGUUAUUUUGUUUACAUUAUAAGGGAUUUUGUGAUGUAAGGGCUUAGUCCUAGAAGGCUGUUUCUAUUGACUAGCAAUUGGCAUGAACCUCUAUCUUCUAAAAGUCUUGUUAGCAGACUAAUACAAAACUCUUCUGUUGUGUUUGUGUUCUGUGAUCUGAAAAUGUUGGGCUUUUUUAUUUUAUUAUUGGUGCAUUGAAAUAAACUGCAUUUCUAACUAAGA